This is a messenger RNA of Mercurialis annua (annual mercury), 3396 nucleotides long. RefSeq lists its product as uncharacterized. The transcript is spliced from 5 exons. Gene Ontology annotation, molecular function: nucleic acid binding; RNA-DNA hybrid ribonuclease activity. The coding region runs from base 1 to 3396 and encodes 1131 amino acids. The record is from RefSeq and is a predicted model, not a curated record. Lineage: Eukaryota; Viridiplantae; Streptophyta; Magnoliopsida; Malpighiales; Euphorbiaceae.
AUGAAAAUAUUAAGUUGGAACCUCCAAGGAUUAGGGAAUCCUUGGACGGUGCGUGCUCUUAAAUUCGUUAUUUCGAAUAAUUCCCCGGAUGUAUUCUUUUUAAUGGAGACAAAAUUAAUUAAUAGUGAAUUUGUUGGUAUUCGUAGAAUGUUUACUUCUUUUGAGUCUUUUAUUGUUGAUUCUGAUGGUCGCGGAGGUGGUCUAGCCUUGUUCUGGAAUAAGAACUUGAAUUUUCAAGUUGGCAGCUUCUCUCAAAACCAUAUAGAUUUCUCAAUUGUGGAUGAUGCAAUCAACUUUCAGUGGAAAGGCAUGGGGAUGUACGGAUGGUCAGAGACGGGUAAUAAGUUUCGAACUUGUGAGCUCAUGAGACAGUUUUGUUCAAACGAGAAUGUACCGUUACUCUUAUUUGGUGACUUCAAUCUGUUUCUUUUCAAUUCUGAGAAACAAGGAGGUCCGGUUAGAGAUCAGAGGGAGCUUCAGUUAUUUCGGAAUGCUAUUAACGAAUGUGGUGUUGCUGAUUUGGGGUUCAUUGGAUCGGCAUUUACGCGGUCGAAUAGAAGAGCAGUUGCAAAUAAUGUGCAGGUUCGGCUUGAUCGUUUUCUAGCUGACUCUCAGUGGCAAGAUAGAUAUGUUACAUGGCAAGUUUCUCACCUCGCUCGUUAUAAAUCUGAUCACUGCCCUAUCGUUCUAUCUACUAAGGUGGAUACAAUUGGUAAAGUUGCAAAGCCAUUCCGCUUUGAACAAAUGUGGAUGAGGCAUGAUAGUUUUGAUGACACAGUUAGCUUGGCGUUGGAAAAUGGGAGAUUUCAUAACUCUGAUAUAAUGGCCAGAUUUAAGGGGUUGGGGGUUAAUUUGAAGGGUUGGGCUUUUCAUAAUAUUGGGAGUGUCAGAUACAAUAUUAAACAGAAAACGGAGCUGCUGAAAUCUCACCAAUGCCAGGUAGGGGACGAAAUAGACAAGGCUGUUGCUGCUCUCCAGGAAGAAAUCGAUGAACUUCUUCUUAAAGAAGAUAUUUUAUGGAAGCAACGGUCUCGAGCUGAUUGGUUGCAAGCUGGGGAUCGGAACACAAAAUUUUUCCAUCAAAAAGCGUCAAACCGCAAGAAAAACAACAACAUUCAUAGGCUACGAGAUGACUCAGGUGUGUGGCAAUAUGGCGAAGAUAUUAAGGGAGUGGUUGUCAACUACUUUCAUGAGUUGUUUUCUUCGGGUAAUCCUACAGAUCAGGAGAGAGUGACAGACUGCCCGGAUGCUUUUCUUUCCGCUGAUCAGAUUCAUGUGUUGCAACAGCCGUUUUUGGCAGAGGAAGUUCAGCUAGCUCUCAAGAAAAUGGGCCCUUCGAAGGCUCCAGGGCCAGAUGGUCUACCUGUAAUUGUUUACAAAUCAUAUUGGCAGAUUGUUGGCGACGAUGUGACUCAAUGUGUUCUGAGGUUUUUAGAGAAUGGAAUUAUGCCCGACAAGUUGAAUCAUACGUUUAUAACAUUGAUCCCCAAAGUGACAGUGCCUGAAUCUAUGAAAGAUAUGAGACCGAUUAGCCUAUGUAACGUCAUAUACAAGCUAAUCUCUAAAGUGCUAGCUAAUAGACUGAAGCGGGUUUUAUCGUCAGUUGUUCAUGAGUCCCAAAGUGCUUUCAUCCCAGGUCGGUUGAUUACUGAUAAUGCGUUGGUAGCGUUCGAAAUGUUCCAUUCCAUGAGGAAAAGAUUAGUUGGAAAGCCGGGAACAAUUGCGCUCAAACUCGACAUGAGUAAAGCGUACGACCGAGUAGAGUGGAGUUUUUUAGAAGGGCGUGGACUUCGUCAGGGGGACCCAAUUUCACCAUACUUGUUUCUGCUGUGUACGGAAGGGUUUUCAGCGUUGCUUAGGAAAGGUGCUGCAGAGGGUCGGUUAACGGGUAGUAGUGUUUGCCGAGGAGGGCCGCGAAUUAAUCAUCUUUUCUUUGCUGAUGAUAGCAUCCUAUUUGCCCGUGCGACGAUGCGUGAAUGUCAGUCCCUUAAAGAUGCAAUCAGCUUAUAUGAAGCUGCGUCCGGUCAGAUUGUCAAUUUUGACAAGUCUGAACUGCUUUUCAGUGCAGGUGUGCCGGAAAGGAACCGAAGGGAAAUUCAGCAUGUUUUAGGUGUGCAGAGUUCUAUUUCGAUAUUUUGGUGGAACGGGGUUGAUGAUAAGCGGAAGAUUGCUUGGGUUAGCUGGGACAAUAUUUGCAAGGCAAAGAAAUUUGGUGGGUUGGGAUUUAGAAAUCUUCGAGCAUUUAACUUGGCCAUUGUGAACGUCAAGAGCGAUAACUGGAUCGUUUCUUCUCAUAAUAUGAAACCUGUGGCUGUUUCUAAUAUUUCAGAUGAUUGCACUGUGAGUUUUUUCAUUGAUAAAAAUAUGGCUUGUUGGGAUCAUGAUAAGGUUAAUCAACAUUUCUCCCCUACUGAUGCGAAAAAUAUUCUUCAAAUCCCGGUUAGUAAGCGCUUACCUCCGGAUAAGCUUUUCUGGCCGCUCACUAAGAAUGGCAUAUAUUCAGUGAGAUCCGGGUAUUAUAGGGCUAUGGACAUGCUUCGGAGACCACAGGUGCCGAUCACGACCGUUUGUCCCAGGUGUAAUGUUGCGGAUGAGACCAUUCUCCAUUGUUUCAAAGACUGUGAGGUGGUUCGUGGGUUAUGGCUUAUCUCCCCAAUUAAUCUGCGUGUAGACAGAUUUAGUUGUAAUUCUGCUGUUGAGUGGCUGAGAAUGAUGUUCACUUCGCUGAAGCCGGAGGAUUUGCAGAUCUUUGUGUUGAGUCUAUGGCUUGUGUGGGUUGAUAGAAACAAUUUGGUGUUUGGUAAUAAUCGGGCUCCACCCAUGCAGCUGUUUAAGGGUAUCCAGAGUAUGAUGUUCACCAAUGCAGGUCAGAAUCAAAGCAAUGAUUUGAGUUCUAACCCGCCGGAGAAAGCCUGGGUCCCUCCUCCUACUCAUGUUCUUAAGGUGAAUUCAAAUGCAGCUGUUUCAGUAGAGCGAAAGCUUUCGGUGGCCAGCGCGGUGUGUAGAGAUUCGACGGGAGCAGUGUUGAGAUGUGGUGUUUCAGUUUUGCAUGGUAUUCUGAAUGCAGAAAUUGCUGAAGCUUAUGCAGUUAGGCUUGGCCUCAAGUUGUCUGCAUCUCUUGGCUAUUCCAAGCUGAUUUGUGAAUCGGAUGCAGCGUUGGUCGUCCACAGGCUGAAGAAAGGAGUUGAUGGCGAAGCGAUAGACAAUGUGCAGCUCAUUAUUGAUGACUGCAUUAUGAACUGCAAUGGUAGAGAUGUUUGCUUUAGACAUAUUGCUAGAUCUUGUAACCAAGUGGCUCACUCUCUUGCGAAAUGGGGAGUCUUCUUUGGUAAAGAUUGUACUUUCGACGGAAUCGUUCCUUUUCCGGUUUGUGAACUUGUUUCCUCUAGUUCAUAG